Messenger RNA from Octopus sinensis (East Asian common octopus), 1086 nucleotides. Its product is annotated as general transcription factor II-I repeat domain-containing protein 2-like. NCBI's taxonomy places the organism in Eukaryota, Metazoa, Mollusca, Cephalopoda, Octopoda, Octopodidae. The record is from RefSeq and is a predicted model, not a curated record. Bases 1 to 1086 code for a protein of 361 amino acids. The transcript has a single exon.
AUGGAAAAUACCAUUAGUUUGGUCACGAAAACAGUAAACUAUAUCAGAGGUCAUCCCCUCAACCAUCGGCAGUUUAGUAAACUGCUGACAGAUAUUAAUAAUCAGUUCAGCGACAUUCCUUUUUAUACUCCAGUCCGCUGGUUAUCACUUUACAAAGUUGUUAAAAGAUUUUAUUUGUUGAGAUCGGAAAUAAUUUUAUUUAUGGAGAUGAAAGGGCAAAACACAGACGGAAUGAAAAGUCAAUCUUGGAACAAAGAUUUGGCAUUUGCAGUGGAUAUUACCACACAUAUGAACGACCUUAAUUUAGAAUUGCAGGCUAAAGACAAGGUCAUAACUCAGUUGUCAGAUCAUAUCAAGUGUUUUAUUUCGAAAAUAAAAUUAUGGAAGUUUCAGCUAUUAAAUGAAGAUUUAUCUCAUUUUCCUACGUGCAAAGAGCUCAGGAGUACUGUUGAUGCACAUAAUGUAAUGAAUUUUUCUCAGUAUGAAAGACAACUAGAAUCGUUGUUAAAGGAAUUUCAAGAAAGAUUUAAUGAUUUUUCGUCUUUUGAACAACAAUUUUCAUUAUUCGCAUCACCAUUCUCUUUUAAUGUUUCCAAUGCAGAUGAAAGUUUACAAAUGGAACUAUUGGAAAUCCAAUCAGAUUCUAUACUUAAAGCUAAAUAUUUGGAGGUUGGAAUACCUGCUUUCUUUUCAUAUCUUCCUGGAAAGUUUAAAAACUUUAAAAAGUUUGCAACAAAAAUCAUUGCUAUGUUUGGUUUGACAUAUGUGUGUGAACAGCUUUUUUCAUUUAUGAAAAUGACAAAAACUGCUCAAAGAACAAGACUAACUGAUGAACAUUUAUCCUCUUUAAUAAAAGUCGGAACUACACGAAUAGCUCAGCCUGACAUAUCAAAAAUUGUAUCUAAAAAAGAUGUGAAUCCUCUGGAAGCAGCUCUUACCAAAAUUAGAAUGCGGCCCUCGAAGCGAAAUUGUUACAAAAUGCGGCCCUCAAAGCGAAAUGAGUUUGACACCCCCUGUUAUACGGCAUUCCGUUACACACCUACACACAAAAUCGACAUGGACUACAAUCAGAAGGGACUCAAAUAG